Aureobasidium vineae is the source of this 1278-nucleotide messenger RNA. NCBI's taxonomy places the organism in Eukaryota, Fungi, Ascomycota, Dothideomycetes, Dothideales, Saccotheciaceae. The record is from the annotation of a GenBank genome assembly.
AUGUCUCCUCUCCUUGCUCUUACAGGCCUGAUUGCGGUCGCCGCUGCACAGCAGAUUGGCAAGACUCCUGAAGUCCACCCAAUGCUGCCGACCCAGCUCUGCACCACCCGCCAUGGAUGUGUGACCCAGCAGACCUCGGUCGUGCUCGACGCCCUGACCCACGCGAUCCAGGACAUCAAGACCGGCGCCUCCUGUGAGAACUCGACUGGUUUCCCGGAUCAGACCAUCUGCCCCAGCACUCAGGUUUGUGCCCGCAACUGCGCCAUCCAGGGUAUCAACAACUACGCACAGCAUGGCGUCACCGUCAGCGGCAACUCCAUGACGCUCCACCAGUAUCUGAACAUCAAUGGUGUCGAGACAAGCGUCUCUCCGCGUGUGUACCUACUCGCUCCUGGAGGUCAAAACUACGAUCUCCUGAAACUCCUCAACCAGGAGUUUACCUUCACUGUGGAUGUCAGCAACCUUCCUUGCGGCAUGAACGGUGCCCUCUAUCUCUCCGAGAUGUCUGCUACCGGUGGCCGCUCGUCCCUGAACCCCGCUGGCGCGGCAUACGGUACCGGAUACUGUGAUGCACAGUGCCCCAAGUCCGCUUGGAUCAACGGUGUAGCCAACAUCAACGACAACGGUGCCUGCUGCAACGAGAUGGAUAUCUGGGAGGCCAAUGCCGUGUCCACUCAGUUCACACCGCACGCUUGCAACAUUACCGGCUUGUACGAGUGCUCUGGUGCCGCUUGCGGUGGCAACGGUGUCUGCGAUGAGUCGGGAUGUGGCUAUAACUCGUACGCUUAUGGCAACAAGACCUUCUACGGGUACGGAGACGUCGUCAACACGAAGCAGCCCUUCACGGUCGUCACGCAAUUCCACACGAAUGAUAACACCGCCACCGGCACGCUCAGCAACAUCACCCGCCUCUACAUCCAGAACAACAAGGUCAUCCAGAACGCGGUCGUCCAAGUUGCCGGUAUGGCCGUCAACUCGGUCGAGGACUCCUUCUGCGAGGUCGUGGCUUCUUCCUUCCAGCAGCGCGGUGGUCUCGCGCAGAUGGGCAAAGCAAUCGGACGCGGUAUGGUCCUCGCCAUGUCCGUCUGGAACGACCCGGGCCAGUUCAUGAACUGGUUGGAUAGCGGCAAUGCUGGUCCAUGCAAUGCUACGGAGGGUAAUCCAGCCCUNNCAUUGAGGCCGACGACCCAACUACGAGCGUUACCUUCAGUAACAUCAAGAUCGGAGAUAUCGGAUCGACUUACAGUACUGGCCAUCAUUGAGACAGAUCUGGCUUAG